GCUCUUCUUCUGUUCUUCUCCCCUGCAACCCGAGAAGAGCCCCAGCCACCGCCACCCACUUCCGGCCAGAAACACGGGUAAAACUUGGGGAUUUCUCCCUAUUUUCUUGUCUUAGAACACCUGUUGAACCCAGAAAAUCCCAGAUCUGCGUCUUCCUCCCUCUGCUGUCCGUCGGCUUCAACUUGUGGGUUUGAAAUUUCUUGGCAUUUUUCGCCGCGAGUUCCCCUGCAGAAUUUCUUCUUCUCUACCGCCGGCUCCUCCCCCCCUGCUAGGCUCGGUUUUGCUUGCUAAAUUCUGGUAAGUAGCCGUCUUUUCCAAGCUUAAAAUGACCCAUUUAAUGGCUGGGUUUUGUCCAUUAGUUGAUGCUCUAUGUUGUCCGAAUCUGCUGGGAUAGGGGAUGAAUUUGGCAACCCUUUUAAAUGUGUUUUAAGCUUGAUUAAGUAGAAUUUAGCUUGAAUUAGCUGCUGUGAUAUUUUGUGUGAAAAUCCCGUGAAUUAGCUAGUGUUUUGGCCAAUUUUUGGAAGUUGGAGUUACUGUUCACAUCGUGGGUACUGUCCACGGCACUGUUCACAGAACACUGUUCACACACCGAGGGUUAACGAUUAACGAGGAUUUAAAGGUUUAGUUUGUGAUAUAAGAAUGAAUUUGGAGAUGUUCGGUUAUGUGGAGAUUGAUAGAAAUAGCACCGUGAUUAGGGGUAGUGCUAAUGAUGAUUUCACUGUGAAUUUGUGGUGGUAUGGUUAUUAAUUGUGGAAUAUUGUGAUUAGGUUUUGAUUGUUUUGUCACCGUAGCACUUGGGUUAGCCUUCUGUUCUGUGCGAGUAAGGUAAGUAAAUUAUGGUAAAGCCCUUCAAUUUUAAAGCAUGUUUUAAACUGUUUUUGAGAUGGUGGCAAGGUUUAAAUUGAUUUUAAGUUGAUUUUCAUCAGCAAUUGAGUGUGAUUAAGCUGAAAUGAAAAUUUGGAUGAUUUUCAUGAGAGUUUCCUUGUUUUUCUGAAAUUGAGCAUGAUUGAAAUGAAAAUGAGGAUUUUAUUGAUUUUCUGGAAAUGAGCAUGAUUGAGAAAUGAAAAUGACAAUUUCAUUGUUUUUCUGGAAUAGAGCAUGCCUAUUUGGGAAUUGACUAAACUGCUUUGAUGAACUGAGAAUUUUGUAAAUGUUGAGUUUUUUGUUAAAUCCAUGCCUGCAUGGAGAUUUUCCGGUUUGUUCUGAAAUUCGGGAUUGAUUGUGAAAUUCGGGUUUUUCUGUAAAUCCUGCAUGGUUUUGUCUCGGAUAUAGUUAUGAUUAUUGAUGAUCCCGCUAGUGGGGGUUAAACGCUAGCACAUGUCGGCGCAUGUCGAUAUGUUAUUGAUGACCCUACUAGUUGGGGUUAAACACUAGUAAAUUUCUGUCGCCUGC
This is a messenger RNA of Rubroshorea leprosula, 1392 nucleotides long. Lineage: Eukaryota; Viridiplantae; Streptophyta; Magnoliopsida; Malvales; Dipterocarpaceae. The record is from the annotation of a GenBank genome assembly.